AUGGCCAGCGAUAGCACCAGUAGUAACACUACUACUAGUAGUAAUAGUAGCAACAAUGACCUACUACUGGUCAUUGAUGGUCAACAGUCCAUCAAUACUACUACUGUUGCCAAUACUAGUGCCGCCAGAGAUCAAACAUCGGUUAUCAUUGAGCCGCAGGACUACCUGAAAAUCGGAUCAACAUUCAAGUUAGUAAUCAAUAGAUUUGCCGAUUUAGGUAACGACCAUAUAGUGAGUCCGGUGUUCAAUAUCGGACUGACCACCAUAUGGUAUGUCAAAGUUAAGCCGUGGUUUACCGAUGGAAAUGGACGCCACUAUUUGAGUGUACACUUGUUUCUAUGUUAUUCCGAUGAACGGUCGGUUAGAGCCAAAUAUACGGUGUCUAUACUGGACAACAGUGACCAUAGCCUACAAAACAGUCGCAGUUGCGGUUGUCUACAGUAUAAGCUGACCGGCGAUGGCUGGGGCUAUCAAAAGUAUUGCGAUAGACGUUGGCUUAUCGACCAUCGAUCCGGUCAACUGUUAUUACCCAAUAAUCAACUGUUUCUAGUGUUCAACAUAGAAGUAUCGGUGCCUCAAACUGUGUCCAUUGAAGACAACUAUCUGCAAGAGUUGCACAAUGUUUGCGGUUUGAAAUGGUUGGCCGAUUUCAGGAUACUGGUCUCGGGUAAAGAGUUUUACGUACAUAAGUGUAUACUAGCGGUACGGUCGCCAGUAUUUGCAGCUAUGUUUUCAGCCACCACUACCUCUACUACCACUACUACUACUACUACUACCGGAGCCGAUAGGCGUUGUUUUACCGUAACUAAUGACAAGAGUAUCGAUACAUUAGUCGUCAACGAUAUUAUGGAUGUCGACGUGUUUCGUGAGUUAUUAACAUUUAUAUAUACCGGAAGGUUAGGCCAGUUAGCAUCGGCUGAGUUACCAUUACCAACCAGUCAGCCUACAGUAUCUUCUAUGGCCUACUACGCUAAGCUAUUAGCGGCAGCCCAUAAAUAUGCCGUACGAGAGCUGAAAUCCAUAUGCGAGGACAUUAUCUACAGAGGUGUGGCCAUCGGUACGGCCGUCCAGACACUGGUAUUGGCCGAACAGUGCGCGGCUCUGAAACUCAGGGAACGGGUGAUCGACUAUAUUGCCGAUAAUCUGCAAUCGGUUCGUACGGUAACCGACCAACAAAUGUGGAAACAGUUUAUUGAUGGCUAUCCCGAAGCUGUUGAUGCAAUUUUUGAGGCCAUUAGAGCGCUGAUAAUAUAUGUGCCGUCAUAUUCUUCUACGGUUGAAAAAGAAUUUUCGACAUAG
Oppia nitens is the source of this 1299-nucleotide messenger RNA. Its product is annotated as TD and POZ domain-containing protein 2-like. The record is from RefSeq and is a predicted model, not a curated record. Gene Ontology annotation, molecular function: ubiquitin protein ligase binding. Gene Ontology annotation, biological process: regulation of proteolysis; proteasome-mediated ubiquitin-dependent protein catabolic process. Lineage: Eukaryota; Metazoa; Arthropoda; Arachnida; Sarcoptiformes; Oppiidae. The transcript is spliced from 3 exons. Gene Ontology annotation, cellular component: nucleus; cytoplasm. The coding region runs from base 1 to 1299 and encodes 432 amino acids.